AUGGCCCCUCGCUCAAAUUCUCCCUUCGCAUCUCCGCGACCAUUGCGUUCCCCUCGCACCGCAGAGAAGGUUGUCAAGCGCAACAUCUCCUUGUGUGACUUGGCGGAUGAUGUCACGCGUGAGCCAGACUUCCUGGACGAGAGCAGGGAGCGGCUUAGCUUGCAGGCCACAGGUCUACUGAACGAAGCGGAGGAAGCAAUCGAUGAAGAGGCAUUUCAGGCAGCUGAAAGGGCUGCCUCAGAUGCCUUGCAUUUGUUUCGGGAGAUUGGCGACAGGACCAUGGCAGUGACGGCAGCAGUGAAAUCCAUUCUUGUUUGGCAAGAAGAGAUUUCCAUCUCCAGUUUAGACCAGUUGAGCCAGGGUCGGGAAGAGUUGGAAGCAGCCUACAUUCGAGCUUCUGAGGACUGCGCUGAAGGUGGCUAUAGCUAUGACCCUUUGACGUGGGCAUUGGACAUCACAGUUCCAGAUGAACAGACCAAACAGGCGGUUGAACUUUGCGACUUGAAUGCCAUUUGGCCCUCUGCUGCUGGCAGCCUUGACCGCGAGGAUUUCAGACAGCGAAUGCGAGGAAGAGGGGCCACAAGCGAUCGUGCCAUCGACUCUGUCUUCAAUGCUUUUACUGGUGGCACAUAUUUGAUAACCAGGCGGGACGAAGCACAAGAGCUACUGCAAGCAUGUCGUGCUGGCGGCAAGGCAGAGACUGGACCAUUAGGGCCUGGCCUUCUCAGUGCGCGACUGCAGAUCAUUGGUGCUGCAAUGAUGAUGUCCUUGGUUGAGCUCAAGAUGCUUCAAGCAGUGAAGCCAAAGGAGGUGAUUUCCAUGGCCAAAGCUGCCCUGGCAUUGGUACAGCCACUUCACAAUAAGCCCCUGAAGGCCCAUGGACUUGUAACCCUGGCCCAGAGCUACGAGCAUGCGCAGAAAGGCGAUCACAUGAUGCGCGCAGCCCGUGCCGCUGUGGAGGCCUAUCGGCAGUUGGCUGACAAAAGAGGUGAAGCCAAGGCUCUGCACUUUGUGGCAGCUGCUGCUGGUCUCAACAAUGACUUGAAUGAGGCUGUGCGAAGCUCCAGCCAGGCCUGUGCCUUGUACCAUGAGCUCCAACUGCAUGCUUUAGAGGCACCUGCGGGGCACUUGUCAGUUUCUUGA
Messenger RNA from Durusdinium trenchii, 1143 nucleotides. Lineage: Eukaryota; Dinophyceae; Suessiales; Symbiodiniaceae. The record is from the annotation of a GenBank genome assembly.